Molecule: messenger RNA, 2418 nt
Organism: Aspergillus oryzae RIB40
Lineage: Eukaryota; Fungi; Ascomycota; Eurotiomycetes; Eurotiales; Aspergillaceae
Exons: 1
Coding region: 1-2418 (805 amino acids)
Molecular function (GO): protein binding
Source: RefSeq, a predicted model, not a curated record
AUGAAGGUUCGAACAUUUAAAUAUGAGUCACUUCCUACUCCGACAUCGAUCCGAGUAGUCACACUACUCCAUGGCGAGUCCGAAAUUACCGUGUUUGGGGUACCCCUUAUCCCACUAUCUAUACAAAUUGUCGACCUCAACGACAACCCACGCUUCCAGGCUUUAUCAUAUACUUGGGGAUCACCAUUUCCACCUGAACUGGAGAGGUCCAAGAAUUAUGGCCCAAAGAACAAAUUCCCGGUUGCCAUCAACGGACAACUAUCCUUCUUGACUAGGAAUUUAUUCGAGUUUCUGCAGCGUCUGAAGACCGAGAAAUUAAACGUGGAUCGGCGUACCAAGCCAUAUAACAAAACCCGUCUAAUCGAGGCAGCCGAAGCUGGCAGCGUGAAUGAUGUGUACUUUUGGAUGGCCCGAGGCGCGGACCUGGCGGCGCAAGACAUGUUUGGAGAAACGGCUCUACAUUACGCCGCUGAGAAUGGGUAUUUUGAAGUCGUCAAGAUACUUGUAGAGGCUGGUUCGGAUGUGCAGCGACGGGACUCCUCCAGGCGGACACCUCUUGAUUGUGCGAAGAUGCGUAAGCGUCGAAAAUAUGCAGAGGUUAUUGAAUACUUGGAGCGACCUGAUAUCCACCAGAUAGUUGGGAGUAAGCCACGGCCACUCUCUCCGAUGGAUAGUCAACAGUUUUGGAUUGAUGCGAUAUGUAUUAAUCAAGAUGAUAUCGCGGAGCGUAACGCGCAAGUAGCCAUCAUGUCCAUGAUCUACACGAAAUCAUCGGGUGUAUUUGUCUGGCUGGGUGUGGAUGAUGAGAGCACUAUGCGCGCCGCCGAAGCCACACAUCUUCCAUCUCAGGAAGGUAUGGACAUGUGGUACAACGAUGUGCUGAACAAUCAUGUUAUGGAGGACCCGGAGACGCGCGUUGCAAAACAAGGAUCUAAUGAGGCUGCCUUAAAAUACCAAGCGGUUGUGAAUUUGUUCCGACGAACCUGGUUUCAGCGUGUGUGGAUCAUUCAAGAGAUCGCGUUGGCCAAGCAGAUUCGGAUUUUCUGCGGUCGCGUCGAGUUUGAAUACCACAAGUUAUUUAAUCUGUUUCACAAUCCUAAUUUCACUUCUCAUGUUACCAGCCGGUCUCUGUCCCAAGCCCUUGAGUUGGCCCGGUGGAAGGGAAUUGGAGGGAGUGAAUUGAGUACCUUGACUGAUAUUCGACUCCGGACAUCCAAACAAGUCUUUGAAAGACGGGUGAUGGAUGAGUAUGUGAAGAAGAAUGGCAUCACGCUGGUCUCUACAUGGGAGCACAAAUUGAGUCUUUCGCUGCUGGCUAGUAAGGUUUGGUCUUUUCGAGCGACUGACCCGAGAGACAAAGUCUUCGCUUUAAUAGGUAUAUCCCGGUUGCCAGAUGACCCUAAAAAGAGGAUAGUUGCCGAUUACUCCAAGUCUACAUCUGAAGUAUUCAUCCAAUUUGCCAAAAUAUUCAUGCAGGGAGCCCCCGAUGAGCCGCUGCAGACGUGGCACACGGGGGAGUGUGAGGUUUUCGAGUGUCUUGAAGGCCUGUCCUUCGUACAGGAGAGUCCAGAUGUCUCUCGUACUUUCAAUGGUCAGGAAUUGCCAUCGUGGAUCCCCAACUUCACUGCUCCUCUUAUAACCACACGUCUGUGGUCACCACGCUUCCGAGCAGGUGUUAGCCCAGAUACCCCAGCUGUGAUUCUUCCCGACGACGACGCUCAUACCCUGCGACUGAAUGGUAUCUUCCACGACGAGAUAGUUAGUGUGGAACCUCAAAUCGGCACAUCAACAGCUACAUCCUUCCGUCCGCCAAACUGGCUAGAACUGAUCUUAUCCUUGGACAAAACUUACCUCCCUACUGGGGAUAACCGUGUUGAGGCACUUUGGCGUACCUUGAUGACGAACAAGCUAUCAUCAACCUCAGACAACCCGGUCCAAGAUGCCAGAUCCUCCUUUCGCUUUUUUAUACAAAAGGCUCUCUGGAGUCUCACGCAUAAAUCGGAUAAAGACACCAUCACUAAUCUCAAUCUCAUCCGCGAAACCGAUGAUAACAACACAUUACCGACUUGGGAGGAGGUUCAACAAUACGGAGAAAAGGAUGAAGUGGGAAAACCUCGGGGAAGGGUCAGGAUUGAUGACCGUGAUUUUGACCAGACGUUUGUCCAUUUCUAUCGAGGACGAUUGCUUUAUCGAACUAAACGGGGGUACCUCGGGCUUGGUCCCUGGUCUGUGCAGCCUGGGGAUGAGGUAUGGGUGACUGCUGGGGCACGAACGCCGUUUAUUUUGAGAAAGCCCUCGAGCGAUGAUUCUUCGAGGACAGAGAGACGAAGUUUGGUCGGGGAAACGUAUGUUCAUGGGAUUAUGGAUGGAGAAGCGAUUUCUGGCGGUCAGACCUUUCAGCCUGUCUCUCUUGUUUAG